Molecule: messenger RNA, 1790 nt
Organism: Rhagoletis zephyria (snowberry fruit fly)
Lineage: Eukaryota; Metazoa; Arthropoda; Insecta; Diptera; Tephritidae
Product: nucleoside diphosphate-linked moiety X motif 8-like
Molecular function (GO): coenzyme A diphosphatase activity
Source: RefSeq, a predicted model, not a curated record
GUUUUGGGCCAAUAAACAUCUUUAAGUAUCGAUAUAAAAACAAUAUUACUAUCGGUAUAUCGAUAAGAGCAGAUAAAGGAAAAACAAACUUCUGUGCUAAAGUCAAGGCACAUUAAACGUGCCUUGGUUAAAGUACACAGUUUAUUAAUAAGUUCGUCUCGUUUCGCAAAUUUAUUUAAUAUUAAAAAAUAAUAAUGUUGGUUGGAAAGUGUUUGCAAUACAUUCCUUUUCAAAUCAUACAACGCAAUAUAACAUUAUUUACAGCAAACCAUAUACGAGUACAUAACCAUAAUAAUGAGGAAGGUAAGAAUGUUGACGAAUUGCUGCGACCGGAUAUUCUGUUAUCAGAGGAAAACAAGCUACGUUCAAUACAAUGUAUGGAAAACUCGACACCAGUUGGAUUAAGGUCGUCUAAGACAACUCGCGAAAAAACAUUCGCUGCCGUCCUCAUUUGCCUCUGCACAAAUGAAAGGAAAGAGAUCUCAAUACUUUAUACCCGCCGUUCGGGUCGACUCUCUAGGCAUGUUCGACAAAUAUCUUUUCCUGGUGGCAUAAAGGAUCCUGAAGAUGUGGAUUUCAUAGAUUGUGCGUUGCGCGAAACUGAAGAGGAGAUCGGUUUACCACGCAGACGCAUAAAUGUCUGGGGAACAGGCAACCUUAUAUCACCGCCAAAUACUGCCGCUAUAAUGCCCGUCGUGGGCACUGUAGAAAAUUUUAAUUUAAAAGAAUUAAAACUCAAUGAAGACGAAGUAGAGGAAGCAUUGGCAAUACCUAUAAAAGAAUUGGUACAUCCAAAAACUAUAAAACACACUCAAUUUAAAUCAGGUUGGAGUACCCCAAAUUUCGUAGUCGGCCAGAAUAAAGUUUGGGGCAUUACAGGCUUCAUAACAAAUACUUUUCUUCAAUGCCUUAUUCCGACAGAUCUAAAGAGACUUAAACAUCAUGUCAAAUACAUUCGUCCCUUUAAGAUAAAACAUUGACGAAAAAUCUAAAAAAAAAAAAUUGUAAAUACGGCUUUAUGCAUUGUAAGAAACCUGUUAUUCUAAGAGAUAAAUUAAUGUUGUCAGGUUUUGUAAGAAAAUAAACCAAAUCAAUAAUCAGGUAAAUAUAUGUAAGUGCAUACCUUUCUUCAGCUACACACUGAACACCUGAAUACCGAAGAGCUAACUUGGUGUGGAGUUCUACUAAAAAAUGGUUCAUCAGAUUGGGGCGAAAUUAUUGUAUAUCGUUUUUUUAGUUGUGACAUAAGUUAAGCUUCAUUUUUGUAUGUACCUACAUACAUAUAUCUAAACAAUUUCAUGAACGGUGGGCAAAAAUCUAUGCCCCUCAAUGGGCUUGCGAUUUUGAUCCAAACGGUAAUUUCGUGUUGUUGAAAGGCCAUUUCCGCCAAACCUUAAGUCUAGCCUAUGACUCCACUCAAAAUAAAAACAUACAAAUGCAUUUUUGUGGUAUCAAAUAUGUACGAAAUUUUAUUUGUUUUAUUUGAUGAAUAUAUAAUCUGUAUAUACAAAACAAUUGUAUCCUAUUUUUAAGUAGGUUCGCAUAGCUAUAGAUAUAAAAUAAUACGGAGAAUAUUUCACAUUUCCUAAUGGAUUUCAUUUUAAUUUUUGACUUCUUAUUUCAAUUGUAAACGGUUGUAAACGGUGUAACGUAUUGCGUUUAAUAAUUUAAUGUACUUGAUUUUGAUGUAAUGGCAUACUUGCUUCAUUAUAAUUUGAACUUUUUAAGUCCUCGUCAAUCUUGGAUUCUUUGUUAAAUACUUAUCGUAAACAUUAAAAAGUAUUUCUAAU